This is a messenger RNA of Blastocystis hominis, 1230 nucleotides long. RefSeq lists its product as hypothetical. The record is from RefSeq and is a predicted model, not a curated record. NCBI's taxonomy places the organism in Eukaryota, Bigyra, Opalinata, Blastocystidae. Gene Ontology annotation, cellular component: mitochondrion. Gene Ontology annotation, biological process: peptide metabolic process; proteolysis. Gene Ontology annotation, molecular function: metalloendopeptidase activity. The transcript is spliced from 6 exons. Bases 1 to 1230 code for a protein of 409 amino acids.
AUGCUGUUUGAAGAGAUGACGGAGAUAAACAGUGACAAAUCGAUGUAUGAGUUGAUAAAGCACACUACACUCAAUCCUGAGUUCCGUGAAGAAAACGCUGUAUUACAAACACUUCAGGUGACAGAAUUAAACGGAUUUCAUUUACAGCAUGAGUAUGAAUCGAGUGGAAUCCAAUUUGACUUGGAUCCACGUGUCAAUGAUGCGCAAAAUGCUAUUCAAACACUGCAAUACCAAUUUUCUCAAAACAUUCGAAACAACUCGGCUGCUUAUUCAAUUCCCUCCAGAGUGCUGAUGAGUCCAAAUUCAUUGCAGCGAUAUCGAGUUUCUCCGAUGAGUCGCAACUACAAAAUCCCUUUGAAUGCUGUGGACGUGGGAAGUGUUCUCUCGGGAAUUACGGAUGAAACUACUCGAUAUAACCUGCUGGAUCAGUUUGCUGCAAGCGUUCCAGAGAACCAAAGAAUCCUACAACAAAUCGUAGAUUUAUCCUAUGUCGUAGCUCGCUGCUUUCACAAGAAGAAUUACGCAGAAUAUAAAAUGUGUGAUACGCUGAUCAAGCAGCCUCAUGAAGUAAUGGUUCUACUCCAGCGGUGUCUGGACAAAAUCCGCCCCUUUCGAGAUCGGUACUUCGAGGAGCUUCGCAAAGAGAAGGAGCGGCAUCUGGGAGGGCAUCAGACUCUCCAUCGAUGGGAUAUUAGUUUAUAUGACGGCAUUAUGACAUCCCGGAGAGUGCAGCUGCUGGAGAAAGAUGUGAGUGUAUUCACAGCAGAGGGAAUUCUAAGGGGAGGCAUUGCUCCGUUGCUUCGCGACAUGUUCGACGUUCAACUGGAACCUGUGCCAAUCAGAGCAGAGGAGCAGUGGACCCGAAAAACCAAAAUUGAAAAGUAUAGAGUGAUUCACGGCAACCGAGGCUACCUAGGAGAUCUCUAUCUAGAUCUCUAUCUCCGCCCCAACAAAGGCAUUUCCACUGCAAUGUAUACAAUCUGUGGAAGACGUGAAAACGAAGAUAAGUCAGUGCAGUCUCCGAUUGCCGUCAUUGAAGCUUGUCUUCCGAUGAACUCUUUUCUUUCCGUUAACAGCGUGUCAUCGAUAUUUCAUGAAUUUGGCCAUGCGAUGCAGCUGUUUCUCACAGAUACGAAGUAUCAAACAAUCUCUGGAACCCGAGUGUCGCCUCGGAUUCACGUCUUCUUUGUGCUGGAUUGGGAAGCCGAGCCUGUCUACGUUUACAGUUGA